ACCUCCGCCCCAGCCGCGCCGUCGCAUGACCGCCGCCGCCGCGCUCCGCCCGCCGCCGACCGCCGCCCCUCUUCCUCCUCCUCCCCGCGCGCUCCUCGUGGGGGCGGUGGGCCCCGCGCCCCGGUCCUUCCCCUCCUCCUCGCUUUCCUCCUCCCCCAGGGAGGCGUUCGGGUGGGCGUCGCUGCUGCGGAGGCGGAGGGGGCGGAGGAGGAGGGCGGCGGCGGCGGGGGCGCACACGAAGAUGGCGCGGCCGCCGAUCCUGUCCGUCGCGCUGCCGUCCGACACCGGUCGCGUGCUCAGCAUCCAGUCCCACACCGUCCAGGGGUAUGUUGGCAACAAAUCAGCCGUCUUUCCCCUGCAACUCCUUGGCUUUGAUGUGGAUCCAAUAAACUCUGUACAGUUUUCUAAUCAUACAGGAUACCCAACAUUUAGAGGUCAGGUUCUCAAUGGAAAACAGCUCUGGGACCUUAUUGAAGGACUAGAGGAAAACCAGUUACUCCAUUAUACCCAUUUGUUAACAGGUUAUAUAGGCUCAGUUUCCUUUUUAGAUACUGUGCUACAAGUUGUUGACAAAUUACGAUCAGUCAAUCCUGAUCUUGUAUAUGUUUGCGACCCAGUUCUAGGUGAUGAAGGAAAACUAUAUGUUCCACAGGAGCUAAUAUCUGUUUAUCAACAGAAGGUUGUUCCAGUUGCUUCAAUGCUUACACCUAACCAAUUUGAAGUUGAACUACUUACUGGAUUGAGGAUCACCUCUGAACAAGAUGGCUUGACGGCUUGCAAUACCCUCCACAGUGCUGGACCACGGAAGGUGGUUAUAACUAGUGCGUUUAUUGAAGGCAGGCUGCUCCUUAUCGGAAGUCACAAAAAAACAGUGGAACAACCGCCAGAACAAUUUAAGAUUGAGAUACCGAAGAUACCAGCAUAUUUCACGGGAACUGGAGAUUUAACGACUGCUCUUCUACUUGGAUGGAGUAAUAAAUAUCCUGAUAGCCUCGAGACAGCGGCCGAACUGGCAGUAUCCAGUUUGCAGGCACUCCUAAAAAGAACUGUGGAAGACUAUAAAAGGUCUGGCUUUGACCCAUCAACCAGCAGCUUAGAGAUCCGGUUGAUUCAAAGCCAAGACUACAUCCGAAACCCAGCUGUCACAUGCAAGGCUGUGAAGUAUGGCAACUGAAUCAAUAGUGCUCAUGAGAAUCACAGUCAAUAAUGCCAGGUGCCUGAAGAAGUGUUGUUAGAUCAAUUUGGUCUCUGCUCUUUCACAAGUAUACUAGGACAAGCCUGCCCCGACUUUCACGAAUCGUUGGCUUCAGUUUUGGAAUACAGUUCUGUUAUAUUAUAGGCCCAAGACCAUAAAUAAUCAGGUUUCAGGGGGGAGAAAAAGAAUAACGGGGCAGGCUGCUUUUAGUUACAGUUUGUCAAGAUGCUGUGGCCUUGAGACUUAGAUUGUACAAAUGGCAGAUGCAUCCGUUACAUACAAUGAAUAACAGCCUGGUUCUUCCUGCUUCUGUUGUUUUGGCAAUGAGUUGAGGCUUUUUCUGGAGCUUCAUUGAUA
Messenger RNA from Panicum virgatum (switchgrass), 1552 nucleotides. RefSeq names its product pyridoxal kinase-like. The transcript has 13 exons. Gene Ontology annotation, cellular component: cytosol. NCBI's taxonomy places the organism in Eukaryota, Viridiplantae, Streptophyta, Magnoliopsida, Poales, Poaceae. Bases 26 to 1174 code for a protein of 382 amino acids. The record is from RefSeq and is a predicted model, not a curated record. Gene Ontology annotation, molecular function: pyridoxal kinase activity. Gene Ontology annotation, biological process: pyridoxal 5'-phosphate salvage.